Molecule: messenger RNA, 972 nt
Organism: Pelobates cultripes (western spadefoot toad)
Lineage: Eukaryota; Metazoa; Chordata; Amphibia; Anura; Pelobatidae
Source: the annotation of a GenBank genome assembly
AUGGUGCUGCUUAUUCAAAUACCGCGGCUGCCAUGGUGCUGCUUAUUCAAAUACCGCGGCUGCUAUGGUGCUGCUUAUUCAAAUACCGCGGCUGCUAUGGUGCUGCUUAUUCAAAUACCUCGGCUCCUGCGAGGCUGCUUAUUCAAAUACCGUGGCUGCUAUGGAGCUGCUUAUUCAAAUACCGCGGCUGCUAUGGGGCUGCUUAUUCAAAUACCGCGGCUGCUAUGGUGCUGCUUAUUCAAAUACCGCGGCUGCCAUGGAGCUGCUUAUUCAAAUACCGCGGCUGCCAUGGAGCUGCUUAUUCAAAUACCGCGGCUUCCAUGGAGCUGCUUAUUGAAAUACCGCGGCUGCUAUGGUGCUGCUUAUUCAAAUACCGCGGUUGCCAUGGUGCUGCUUAUUCAAAUACCGCUGCCGCUGGCGGGAGCUGUUAUCAAAUGUCAUGCUGCUGGUGCUGCUUAUUCAAAUACCGCGGCUGCUAUGGUGCUGCUUAUUCAAAUACCGCCGCUGCCAUGGUGCUGCUUAUUCAAAUACCGCGGCUGCUAUGGUGCUGCUUAUUCAAAUACCGCGGCUGCUAUGGUGCUGCUUAUUCAAAUACCGCGGCUGCUAUGGUGCUGCUUAUUCAAAUACCGCGGCUGCUAUGGUGCUGCUUAUUCAAAUACCGCGGCUGCUAUGGAGCUGCUUAUUCAAAUACCUUGGCUGCUAUGGAGCUGCUUAUUCAAAUACCUUGGCUGCUAUGGGGCUGCUUAUUCAAAUACCGCGGCUGCUAUGGUGCUGCUUAUUCAAUACCGCGGCUGCUAUGUGCUGCUUAUUCAAAUACCGAGGCUGCUAUGGGGCUGCUUAUUAAAAUACCGCGGCUGCCAUGGUGCUGCUUAUUCAAAUACCGCGGCUGCUAUGGUGCUGCUUAUUCAAAUACCGCGGCUGCCAUGGUGCUGCUUAUUCAAAUACAGUGGCUUCCAUGGUGCUGCUUAUUGA